Molecule: messenger RNA, 1584 nt
Organism: Musa acuminata subsp. malaccensis (wild Malaysian banana)
Lineage: Eukaryota; Viridiplantae; Streptophyta; Magnoliopsida; Zingiberales; Musaceae
Product: serine/threonine-protein kinase VIK
Biological process (GO): protein phosphorylation; signal transduction
Cellular component (GO): cytoplasm
Molecular function (GO): protein kinase activity; ATP binding; protein binding
Source: RefSeq, a predicted model, not a curated record
GUCUUCUUCCAAAUUGGAGGGCGAGAUCGUGUUUUCCCCAAAUAAUAAGGUCGAGAUGGAUCGCAACGGCAUCGGCGGCUCCUCCGAGGCGAUGAGUGGCGACAGCAAGGAGGGGUACGCCACCGGCGGGGGCGAGGGCGCCUCGUCCGGGUCGUCCUCCGGGGCGUCGUCGCCGCCGCGCGCGGGGCCGGUAGGGGGAAAGCAGCGCGACAAGGCGCGGGUGAGCCAGACGUCGCUGAUCCUCUGGCACACGCACCAGAACGACGUAGCCGCCGUCCGGAAGCUCCUCCAGGAGGACCGCGGCCUCGUUAACGCCCGCGACUACGACUCCCGGACGCCGCUUCACGUCGCCGCGCUCCAUGGCUGGAUCGACGUCGCCAAGUGCCUCCUCGACCACGGCGCCGACGUCAAUGCCCAGGACCGCUGGAAGAACACGCCAUUGGCCGACGCAGAAGGAGCGAAGCAGCCUAGCAUGAUUGAGUUGCUGAAGUCAUACGGUGGUUCUUCCUAUGGUCAAAAUGGAAGCCAUUUUGAACCAAAACCAGUUCCACCCCCUCUUCCUAGCAAGUGUGACUGGGAAAUUGACCCAUCCGAAUUGGAUUUUUCCACAGCAGCAAUAAUUGGAAAGGGUUCUUUUGGUGAAAUUAUAAAAGCUUAUUGGCGUGGAACACCUGUGGCCGUGAAACGUAUUCUUCCAUCUUUAUCUGAUGACAGAUUGGUGAUCCAGGAUUUCCGGCAUGAGGUAAAUUUGCUAGUAAAGCUGCGGCAUCCCAACAUCGUUCAAUUUCUUGGAGCUGUAACAGAAAGGAAACCAUUGAUGCUUGUCACAGAGUAUUUGAGAGGGGGUGAUCUUCAUCAGCAUCUGAAGGAAAAGGGCCCACUCAGUACAGUAACAGCUAUCAACUUUGCCUUGGAUAUUGCCAGGGGCAUGGCAUAUCUCCAUAACGAGCCAAAUGUGAUCAUACACCGAGAUCUAAAACCAAGAAAUGUCCUUUUGGUGAACUCAAAUGCGGAUCAUUUGAAGGUUGGAGACUUUGGACUAAGCAAACUCAUCAGAGCCCAAAAUGCACAUGAUGUGUACAAAAUGACGGGAGAAACUGGAAGCUAUCGAUAUAUGGCUCCUGAAGUAUUCAAACAUAGGAAAUAUGAUAAGAAAGUUGAUGUGUUCUCGUUUGCUAUGAUAUUGUAUGAGAUGCUCGAAGGUGAGCCCCCAUUUUCAAAUCAUGAACCAUACGAAGCUGCCAAGCUUGUUGCAGGAGGAAACCGUCCAUCGUUCCGUGCGAAAGGAUACGUUCAGGAACUUAGGGACUUGACAGAUGAAUGUUGGGCCGCCGAUAUGAACAGGAGACCCUCCUUUCUUGUUAUUCUCAAGAGGCUCGAAAAGAUCAAGGAGAACGUAUCACAAGAAAACCAUUGGAGCAUUUUCAACCAGUAGGCGAUCUCUCUCCAGCUAUGCAUCUUUGUGUUCUCAUAUACUAGAUUGUGUUUUGUAUGUUAAAUUAAAGGAAAAGAAAAUUCCUACCUCUGUACCACCACCACUCAUUAUGGAACAAUAAAAAGGCUUCGAUCUUACCUGCUCUCACA